AUGUUAGCAGUCCGAAUGUGGAAAGUUUCGCUUGUUUAUCUGUUUGCCAUCUGCCUACCCGUAUCGGCAACCCGUAUGUUUAAAGUGAUACCGACCGUGAAGAGAGUGGACCUUAGGGAUAACCUACAGUAUCUUAACUCUUCCGCCCAAGUCUAUGCUGGGACGGAGAAUAAGGUCGAUUUUUCUAUCGAUCUCAAGAAACCGCUCAUCGAUCCAUGGCUAAACAUUAUGUUGUACAUCGACGUGGGAACUGGUGGGUUAAAAGCUCCGUUGCAAAAUAAAUCCUUCAACUUUUGCAAGUUUCUGCGCAACCCGUCCAUGCACCGUUUCGGUCAGAUACUGCUGCGCGAGGUAAAGCGUCGCGGAAACGCACCGAAAAAAUGCCCGUUCCCGGCGAAGCUGUACCAGUUCCGUGGCAUAUCUAUGGAUGCAUUACGAAUGCCGGGAUUUUUUCCCGAAAACGAUUUCUACAUGGAUCUGUAUGUGGGUGUCGGGAACGAGCUGGUGUACGAUUCGCGUUGGCAUGGAAUGUUGAAAAGAAUUACCUGUAAAGCGAACACACGGUGCUAGACAUUGACGUGCGGAUAAGCAGACUGAAUGGUAUGGCAGUUUUCGGAUUGUGGAAACCUAAGAUAGCACCGAGGCAGGAGUAAGAUUACGACCGUUUUACAGAUGAAAUUAUAAUAAAGCAUCUCAC
Molecule: messenger RNA, 697 nt
Organism: Anopheles stephensi (Asian malaria mosquito)
Lineage: Eukaryota; Metazoa; Arthropoda; Insecta; Diptera; Culicidae
Exons: 2
Coding region: 1-570 (189 amino acids)
Source: RefSeq, a predicted model, not a curated record